Molecule: messenger RNA, 1808 nt
Organism: Hibiscus syriacus
Lineage: Eukaryota; Viridiplantae; Streptophyta; Magnoliopsida; Malvales; Malvaceae
Product: sodium/hydrogen exchanger 6-like
Exons: 22
Coding region: 146-1705 (519 amino acids)
Biological process (GO): regulation of pH; sodium ion transport; proton transmembrane transport
Cellular component (GO): endosome; membrane
Molecular function (GO): sodium:proton antiporter activity
Source: RefSeq, a predicted model, not a curated record
GGGUGAAGACAACGAGGGAAUUAGAAGACGAAUAAGGCAUCAUCGGAAAAAUUGUGCGAUCCACACUGUAGUGGGAGGCACUAGCUAGCCCUUGAUUCACUGAUCCACGUGAGCCUCUUCAUUUUCCUCUAAGAAAAUUAUAUCAAUGGGAACUUCACCGGCGGUGGGUGGGAGCCCGGAAAAGGAGCAGCAGGCCGCCGGAGUGGGAAUUCUCCUUCAAGUUAUGAUGCUAGUCCUCUCUUUUGUCCUCGGGCACGUCCUUCGCCGGCACAAAUUCUAUUAUCUACCUGAAGCCAGCGCUUCUUUGCUUAUCGGUUUGAUUGUUGGUGUACUUGCUAAUAUCUCCGACACUGAGAUAAGCAUCAGGGCGUGGUUCAAUUUCCAUGAAGAAUUCUUCUUCCUGUUUCUCCUACCUCCAAUAAUUUUUCAAUCAGGGUUCAGCUUAUCACCUAAACCCUUUUUCUCCAACUUUGGAGCCAUUGUCACAUUUUCUAUUCUAGGGACUUUCAUAGCUUCAGUUGUUACAGGAGUUUCAGUCUAUAUUGGCGGUCGCAUGUACCUCAUGUACGGACUUCCUUUUAUUGAAUGCCUAAUGUUUGGCGCUCUCAUAUCAGCUACCGAUCCUGUUACGGUUCUCUCCAUAUUUCAGGAACUUGGCACUGAUGUAAACCUUUAUGCUUUGGUCUUUGGAGAAUCUGUCUUAAAUGAUGCUAUGGCAAUAUCUUUGUACAGGACAACAUCCCUUGUAAGAAAUCAUGCAUCUGGACAGAACUUCUUUAUGGUGAUUGUCAGGUUUCUUGAGACCUUUGUCGGUUCUAUGUCUGCAGGUGUUGGAGUUGGAUUUGUUUCUGCUCUACUCUUUAAGUAUGCUGGAUUAGAUGUUGACAAUCUUCAAAACUUGGAGUGCUGUCUCUUUGUUCUUUUUCCUUAUUUCUCGUACAUGCUUGCAGAGGGAAUCAGCCUCUCUGGUAUUGUGUCGAUAUUGUUCACAGCAAUUGUGAUGAAGCACUACACAUACUCAAAUUUGUCAGAAAAUUCUCAGCGAUUUGCAUCUGCUUUUUUCCACCUAAUCUCAUCACUGGCUGAGACAUUUACAUUUAUUUACAUGGGUUUUGAUAUUGCAAUGGAAAAGCACAGCUGGUCGCAUGUGGGAUUUAUCUCUUUCUCAGUUUUAUUUAUUGUAGUUGCCAGGGCAGCCAAUGUCUUUUCUUGUGCAUAUCUGGUCAAUUUGUUUCGUCCUGUACAACGGAAAAUACCUUUAAAUCACCAAAAAGCUCUCUGGUAUAGUGGUCUUCGAGGAGCAAUGGCUUUUGCCCUUGCUCUGCAAUCUGUUCAUGAUCUUCCAGAAGGACAUGGUCAGAUUAUAUUCACCGCAACCACUGCCAUAGUUGUUUUGACGGUUUUGUUAAUUGGAGGUUCGACUGGUACAAUGCUAGAAGCUCUUCAAGUUGUGGGAGAUAGCCACAGUGGUCACUUAGGGGAAAGCUUUGAAGGUAACAAUAGAUAUGUCGCUCCAUCUUAUAACGAAGACGGACCAUCCGGAAACAGGUUUAAGAUGAAAUUGAAAGAGUUCCACAAAAGAACAUCAUCAUUCUCUGCAUUAGAUAAGAAUUACCUCACCCCAUUCUUCACAAGCCAGAAUGAAGAUGACGAAGAUGAUCAGCCGAUGCCCAGUUCUAGAAGGGGAGGGUUUUAUGGCCAAUAGACAGUGUCCUCAAGAGCAGCUACAAGGAAUUAACUCUUUGGUACGUACACAUGUAAUAAAUGUUUAUGUAUUUCACUUCAAAUCAAAUAAAUGAAAACGUAUA